This is a messenger RNA of Vespa crabro (European hornet), 18910 nucleotides long. Its product is annotated as serine-rich adhesin for platelets-like. Lineage: Eukaryota; Metazoa; Arthropoda; Insecta; Hymenoptera; Vespidae. The transcript has 30 exons. Bases 5179 to 17271 code for a protein of 4030 amino acids. The record is from RefSeq and is a predicted model, not a curated record.
GAGGAGGAGGAGGAGGAGGAGAAACGUGGUACCUACGUACGUGUCUCGAGGAUGACUUUGUAGAACGAGGAAAGGAACAUUUUUUUCGUCGAAUACAGGAAGAGGAGAGACCAGUCUUCUUUUUCUUUUUACCUUUUUACCCGUGGAAUCAUCCUAGAUUAUAAUCGUCGAUACGAACGUGCAUGCGUCGCGUGUAUGCCUAUACCAGGGAAGGCAACGUCUUACCUUGACCCAGCACUUCCGGCUUUCGCCUCGCACAACUGGCUUUGCGUAAGCUGCUUGCCGCGAUGCGUUUUAUGUUUCUCUCUCUCUCUCUCUUUCUUUCUCUCUCUCUCUCUCUCUCUCGUCAGGUGCACGUAGACAAACAAACGUAUCCAAUGUGCGUACUCGUUAAAAUUAUAUCACAACGCUCGUACUACCGCAUUGGUACGAGCAGUCUUGCUCGUCGGGGAUUAAAUCGUGAUAAAAGUGAGAAAGCGAUAUCGCCUAAUUAAAACGAGUCGUUGUUAAAUCCAACUUUUGUCCACAUUGCAUUCGUCGAGAAUCGCACGACCUACGAGACGCAAAUUUCAUCCUUCGUACGAUCGCCAAUAACAUCGGUUACGCUGCAAACUCGUCGCGCGACGAGCCAGACAGACGUUCUGCUUCGAUCCGGUUAGACGUGUUGCGAAACAGGUGCGAAUUUCCGUUCGGAUAUUUAUUAAUUUCCGGUCUUUGCGAUCCGCCCUCGUUUCCGCGUAGUAAUUAAAUCUCUGCCAAAUUUAUGUCGCGACUUGGAGGGAAACGAUUCGUUGGCCCCAUUUUUCUUUUUUUCUUUUUUUUUUCUACGUCGCCCUGACAAGAAUGAACGUUCCCCUUUUAUCCUCGUAUUUAUCGCGAAAUAAUGGAUGCGAAAAAUUAUAUUUGUCAACAACCUAAUCAGCAUGUAAGUAUCCACGAGCUUUAAAACGUUUCUGCGUAGCGGCUAUCCAAGUCACUCUCUUUGCUUCUCUAGCGCAAAGGGACGAAUAAAUGAAUUGGCCUAGCUCGAUUACUCUUUGAUCGAUCGCGGAAUGACAAUGACGUUAAAUUUACUUUAUCCGGAUUAGCAGACCAAUUUUCAAUCUGUGGAGAGGAACGUUGGUAGAUGGAUUUUUCUCUUUGGUAGAUGCAACUAUAAGUCGCGUCUCAUCUUACGUACGUCGAUCGUACGAUUUCCGCGUGCAAUCUUAAGGUUUCUCGCGGAAACCUUGCUACGCCGUACGAAAGAAUGGCAAUUUCUCUCUCUCUCUCUCUAUCUCUCUCUUUCUGAAACUCUCUUUCGGAGCAAGCUACCUUUUUCCUUUAAUUUCCAGACGGUCGCAAUAUCGUGGAAAGACGAAAAGAAACGCAUCUCGCAUGGGAAUUCGUUUCUUUUUUUACGGCAACCAUUGAUCUCUAUCACACAUAUACAUAUUUGUGUUUAUCCGAGAACUUUGCUUUUCCGUGCGACCGACCGACCGAGAGACGUCGAUCUCGAGCACGAAUGAAAACGAAUUUGAAUGGGUCGAAUAUUUUUACGUUUUGCUAAAGUAAACAGAAAGAUCGGAUUUGUUCAACGUUUCGUUUCUAUGAAAAAGAACGAGGAUUUUUUACUUGCCGACUUGUUUCUUUUCUUUUUCUCUCUCUUCCUCUUGUAAAACUAGAGGGAGAUCGUGUAAAAUACGUUUCUCCCUGGAGGGAAUCGAGUCGGUAGAAAAAUUCCCGCGCGUCUGCUACCGAGAUAGUUGGAUAGAUAGAUAGAUAGAUAGAUAGAUAGAUAGAUAGAUAGAUAGAUAGAUAGAUAGAUAGAUAGAUAGAUAGAUAGAUAGAUAGAUAGAUAGAUAGAUAGAUAGAUAGAGAGAGAGAGAGAGAGAGAGAGAGAGAGAGAGAGAGAGAGAGAGAGACGAAAUAAAUUGUCGUCUGGAGACAAUUUCACGUGGCCUGGCCGUGGAGUUUUCUGCUGCGAAACGUUGAGUACUUUCGACCGUACGAACUUUACGAGGACAAGUUUCUUCUUUCACGUACGAAUUUAAGUACGCACACGAUCUGAACCGUGUGCUCGAAACUGCUCGUAGAAACGAAAAGCGCUAUGUGUACAUACAUAUAAUCUUAGCUCGAUGCGAUGCACUACUCUGUUUUAUGCAAAUGCUACGCCGUCCUUUGGCUCGAUUCUCCUUUCUUUUCUGUUUUUUUUCUUCCCCUUCCCCCGCCCCGAUAAGAAAUCUAAAUCUGGGGAUACUCUUGCGCAUAAAAUAAUGACAUUUCGUUAACCAAACACGUUCGAUCGUUUUACGUAAUUUGGAAUUACGUAGCUGAGAAGAAAGGACGAAGGGAAGAUUAGAAAAGGGAGGAAAUGAAGAGAGUCAUCGACGCAAAGAUAGAAAAAAGGAUUUUCAUCGAUCCUUUCUGCCCUUUUUCCCUCGAGUUAUCCAAAGGUAAGGUAAUCACCCUUCGAUCGCAUCCUGGGACAUUCUUUCGAACGAAAGAAAGGGUCGUCUCCAGCGAAAACUCGCUGCUUGCCGGCCGAUCUUCUUCUCUUCCUCUCCUUCCUCCUCCGUAUUCUCACGGUCCAGUCGACUGACACGUGGCACAAAUAUUUUUUAAAAAGUCUUCAAGCCAUUCCUUAUUGAGAAUCUUAAACACGUUUUAGACAUGUGCGUGACACACUUGGCUCUUGCCUGGCAUCUCGACCGCGUCUCGUCGACCAAUGUUGGACAACCAUCGCUCUCCAUCGACAUUAUUUGCCCUUUGAUCUUUCUACGUCCUUUUGUUAAUAAUACGAUUCGACGAAUACAUGGACGAUUAAUUUUUAUUUCUUUUAAUCUCAACUUAUAUUAUAUCAUAUUUCAUUUUUUAUUUUUUGAUCGGGAUUCGAUGGAUACCGACAAUUUUUGUCUCCGGACGACGAAAUUUCGCAUAUAACAAUGCGCCAAGUUUAAGCGUCGCGGACGUUUGAUAACGUCUUUGUAAUUUUACUUCGCAUGUACUACCUGCGAGUCAUAGGAAGAAAAGUAAAUAAAAAAGUCCAACGUCGUAUGAAAUAAUGCGCGGGUAAUUAUCCCAACUAUAUUUGAAAAGGUCGAAAAGGAGGAAAAAGAAAGAUAGAAGGAGCUUUCGACAAAUUGGAUCUCGUCAUUGGAAUCGGCCCGGCAUCGCGGGGACUCCUGAAAUUUUUCUCGCGGAAGUCCUUUGUGUCGCGAACUACGGGAACGAAAACUUGACGCUACGUUGCGCGCAAAAAUAAGGAUUUUAUAUCUCCCUGCUGUAACGCUCAUUAUUACGAAUAUAACAUAACGAAUUCGUUUCGUCGAAUAUUUUCUUUGGACGAUGAUCGAUGGAUGGGUGGAAGGAAAUAAAAGAAAAAGGAGAAACGUAAGUUUUCGACCGGACAUUUUGACGUCGCUGCCAAUAGAUUCGAGCGAAAAGAGAAAAAUACACGUACGCGAAUAAGCCCGGUUUCUUCGUCGUCAUUCUCUUCUCGCUUGUCUUAUAUAGGAGCCAUCGGCAUAAAUGGACACUAUUCCUGUGAAUUUUGGCCUACACGGCCGACGGAGAUUAUUCGAACUCCUUGAUUAUUCGAGGUCUUCGAAGCUCGGUCAGCAUGUGAGUUAGAUUAACGUCCUCGUGCGUUUUUCUAUUAUGUUGACGUGCCACAGUCGGGCCAUCGCUAGGACGAGCGAUGAGGCGUACCUCCACGUGGUUCCCUGUGGGCAUAUACCGUAAGAUGCAUAGCGAAAUCGUCCUCCUGGUUCGUCCUCCGGGCGCCUGGGAUUUUUUCAGGCCCUGCAACGAAAGCGUGGUUCGCUAGAAAAGUUUAAUUGCUUAAUACCAUCUUGGCGGCCAAAGCCGAUAUAGGAGAAAUCCUAAGAAGCGACGCGCCCCGUAGGGCCACGAAGGCCAGCAGUAUCUGUAUUAUAUAGGAAAGAAAUUUUGGAAAUGGUAUUUGCACAGGUAGACGGUUCCAACUGAAAGCAAGCAUGAUGCUUUUGCUCGGGCUUGGUAUUUACGGUUCAAGGGUUUUAUCCACAAGAGGGUGGGGAAGAGAGAGAGAGAGAGAGAGAGAGAGAGAGAGAGAGAGAGAGAGAGAAAGAGAGAGAAAGAGAGAGAGGAAGGACAUCGCACUUGUGGGCUUGCCUCACUGUUAUGUCUAACGAUCAAGACGAACAUUUUCUGGCGAUUGAAAAAUUCCUUGGCAAUUUCCCUUUUGGUCAAGGGGAAAUUCGAAACUCGCUCGCUUUCGUCCGCUCUCUCGCGGUGGUCGUUGCGUAAGAUCCUGUCGGAGGCGACGAGACGUUUCGCAAAGCGUCACGUUUCACGGUAGACUCGUAAUUGUAUCGUCUGAGAUUGUUCAUUCAUUUUCGCCAACUCCUUUAACGAUACUCUUUACCUUCCGUUUAAUAACUAUUCCAAAUUACAAAAAAAAAAAAAAAGAAAGAAAGUAGCGAAGAACAAGGUCUAUCCCAAAUGAGGAUAAAUCGGGAAAAUAAUGCGGUCGAUAAAUUUAUCUCGGACGCAUUUGUCGAUCGAAAUAAAAAGGCCGCGACCGCGAAAAGAAUCUACGUGACCAUCGACAACUCGGAGUACGGUUAAGAGCGUAAGGGCUCCCGUGUCAUCGGAGACAAGUCCAUGGCGCGAGAGGGGGGAGGGAGGGGAAGGACGAUACGACGAAAGGAACAGAACGUCGUCGACCUAUGGCCGUCUUGCGCGGUACGCGAAGAAACGAGUAGAAAGAUGGGAAGAAAUAGCGUUGGUGCUGGUGCUGGUGCUGCUAGUAGUGGUGGUGGUGGUGGUGGUGUUGGUGGUAGUAGUGGCGAUGGUGUUGGAGGCGGCGGCGGCGGCGGGGUUAGUAGUAGUGGUGGGAAUGGAUCAGAACCGAAGCGUUACCGUCUCGUCAGUCGGCCCGGAAACGCGGAGAGCUCGUUUUCGAUGCGCGAGCGCGCGUGCGUUCCGUCGCGAGGACUUUCUCUACACGUGACUCGUUCUUUUUAUUAUUUCUUUAGCCGUCGCGAGGUGGGUGUAUACCGGUCCACAGCGAAUGUGCGAGGAGGGAGUAAAACCAGAAGGAAUUAUAAUUAUAGAGAGUGCGUCGAAAUGGCAAGUGCGCGUCAAUGUCUGAGUUUACGUGCGUGUGCGUGCGAGUGAAAACCGACCAAAGUAUAUUAUUUCGUGGAUACGAGAAUGGUCAGCUUCAAGAGCAACAACGUGACCAGCGAACAACCAACGUCACAUUGUCAGGUGACUGGAGUUCGACGACCUUCACCGAAUCAUUUUCACGAUCAUCGAUCUAGUCAUCCGCACAGACAUGAAGCGCUGUCGGUCGCUUAUCGUUCUCCACCACCCUUACGACCAUCGCUAUCGCCUACGCUACCAACACCAUUGGCAUCAGCAGCAACAGCAGUAUCACUACCAUCGCCGCCAUCACCACCACCACCACCACCACCACUACCACCACCACCGUCGUCAUCAUCAUCGUCGAGUGUCGAUCCUACAGCGAUGCAGCGCGGUUGCGCCUUGCAUUCGAGGCUCGAACACCCGGUGACCACGUCCAACCCCGGGAUGGACGGCAAGAAGAUCGUCCAAGCGACAACGGCAGUCGUAGCGGUGGGCCAGGUGCGCAAUAAGAACAACGAUGCCACGGGAUUAGCGGCUUCCGUUUCCGGAAUCCGUCGACGAAGCGGACCUCAAGGAUUGCGAUCGCCCGCUGCGAAAAGACCCCUAUCAGCCCCGGUUGCCCUGCAGGGCUGGUUACACAAGCAGGGCUCCGAAGGACUCAUGCUUUGGAAGAAACGCUGGUUUGUCUUGUCGGAAUAUUGUCUCUUCUAUUACAAAGGUCCAGAGGAAGAGAAACUCCUGGGUUCGAUACUCCUGCCUUCGUAUAGGGUUACCGUUUGCAGACCCGAAGACAAGGUCAACAGGAAGUUCGCCUUCAAGGCUGAGCACGCGAACAUGAGGACUUACCACUUUGCCGCGGAGAGCCGUGAAAGCAUGAAUCAAUGGGUAAACGCGCUCACUCUGGCGACUCUUCUGCAGGAUCCCAGUCCCGGAAGGGGCGAAGCUGCUGUGGUCAUAGAGAUAGGACAACCGGAUGGUGAACGAAGCGCUAGACCAAGCGUUUCUUCAAUCUCCUCCGUAUUGAAUCAAAGUGCCGACGACAGCGAUUCCGGCUUUCACGGUUUUCUAUCCCGAGACGAUCCCAGUCACGCAUCCAACAACAAUUCCAGCCCUAACAGCGUCAACACUGCCUCCUUCCCGAAUCUUAGUGGGAGUAACGGUAACGGAAAUGCCAACAACAACAAUCUUAAGGACGUUCAGCACGUACCCAAUGGUUGGCCACAACAGUCCCCUCAAUACGGUCAAUCAGGCUCCUCGCAACAUCAACACUCGCAGUACUGUUUCUCCGAACAUUCUGUUUCUCAACAAGGUCACUCUCAUCAGCAUCAAGCAAUGUUGCAUCAGCCACAUCAGAAUGUCCCUCCGAUUUAUCAGCACAAGCAGCAACAGCACCAGCAGCAGCAACAGCAACAGCAACAGCAACAGCAACAGCAACAGCAACAGCAACAACAACAACAACAACAACAACAACAACAACAACAGCAGCAGCAGCAGCAGCAGCAGCAGCAGCAGCAACAACAGCCACAUGUUGGUCAGAUUAAUGUGCAAGCUGCCCAAUCUACGCCUCGAAAAUUUGGUCAGCCUAUAUACGCCAAUGCACCGCCGAAACCCAGGAGGUUAACCGACGGAUCCAAUGAGUAUUCCACUCCUUCUCCUGAGCCAGGUUAUCGAAGAUCUCCUGUCUCGCCAGACGUUACCUUAACCAGCAAAAGUCCCAUGUCCGAUUACGAUAGGAACAGCAUCAUUUAUGCCACCGGAAUGAGUCAGCCGUCGCAACAAAGUUUAAGAACGGACAAGUCUGGCUUGAAUUAUGGUUAUUGUCAAGUGCAAUCAACCGAAAGACGUACUCCUGACACUUACGGACGAAGUGCGAAGCCUAGACCCAACAGAGGAAACGGCGACUACGAAGAGGUGUACGGUAUACCUCAGCUUUAUCAGCGACCAGCUGGACCUGUUGUUGGAUAUACCAAGGGAAAUGCACCAGCUCCCAUACCUAUUCCCACUUACGCGCAACAUCAGCAGAUGCAUCAACAACAGCCACAAAUUCAUUCGCCAGUAACGCCGCCCAAUGUUCCCAUAAUAAGACAGCCAAUGGCCCAUCAACUACCACCACCGCGACCUCACAGUGCCGAUUUUCUCGAGUACGAAGCAGCAAGACGACCUCAGCAACAAAAUCUUGCGCAAAACGAAGGUUCUUUGAGCCAACAGAAACGCCCCCAAAGGCCUAAGUCGAGUUUAGAUAUAAUAAACCCAUCGGAUGCGACUAACGAUGGUUAUUAUUAUUCCGAGGAAAGAUACGCUGCACAAAUGCGCCAAUCAGCGGUGUAUCUCCAUCAAACGCCUCAGCAUCAUCAACAACAAAGAAACCAAUCGCUAUCGCGGGCUACCGUACCAUCAAAGAUACCAACGGUCCAUGAUAGAAACGGUGAUAUUAGAAUGGCUACUUUGCCCGAUUCUUCUUGUUCUACUUUGAGACGUUUGCAGCGAGAACAUACCCAUCCACAUCAACAUAAUAUAUCUGGUCAAACGUUGCAAAGACAUAAUGAAUUGUCCAACCCAGACGCAAAGAUGAGAAGAUCUUUACGUGAAAAGAUCUACGAAUCAAGUGCUCGCAAUACAUUGACACGCGAGUACGAAUCGUCGAUGAGUUGGAACAGAUCUUCCUCUCAUUCUAAUCAUGGAAUUAAUACGGCACAGUCGUGUCAGUCCGCUCACAGUGGAGCCAAACGAUGGGUCGAACAGCAACAGCAACAGCAACAACAACAGCAACAACAACAGCAGCAGCAGCAGCAACAAUUUUAUAGAUCUGCAUCGGCACGUUUGCCAAGGUCCCGACAUCCUGCCGCUUUGGACCAAGACGAGGAUGAUUACGGUGGACGGUCUUCCACGGAACAAGAUACUCGCGAUGGCGAACGGAAAAUUCAACAGCGAGAAGAGUCAAUGAAGCGUUUGCUGGAGUGGAAACAACGCAUGUUACAAUCUCCCUUAACGCGAAAACCAUCCGGAUCAUUGAAUCGGAGCAGAGCACAGAACGAGCUGUCGAAUUAUUAUAAACAGCAAGCUCUUCUGGACCUGGCAGCUCACGAAGCUUCGGUAACAGAAGCUCGUCAUUCGCGAAGAAAGGAGGAAAGCCACAGGUCACACGUUAGAAGCAAAAGUUCCGAUGGUCGAAGAACCGUCACUUCCGUGUCACGAUACAACAGUUACUCGAGCGACGACGAAGAGAUGGGAGACGUUCGAAGAAAACGAACGCGCAGGCCCUCGCAUGCAGGAAGGAGCCCCCGACAUGCCGGUGACGAUCGUUCGUUCACGUCGACUACCCAAGAGAACGGAAGGGCAGCGAUACAAGGAAGCGUACGUACGAACGUUCCAGCGUUAUCAUCGGCGCAGUUAGGACAGACGAAUAUUCGAUCGAGGAACGAGAGUAAAAUACAUUUCAACGGCAAGACUUCCCUGGCAAGUCCAUCGAGUAUACCACCUGACGCCGGUUACGAGGAAAUAAGUUUCCCACCGAUGUCAAGGAAGACCCGUACGGAUGCGUACCUCGUCAUGUCCGAAAAUGUUCGAUCUAAUAAAAUAGCGGAACGACGUCUCGAAUAUGGACAUUUUAACGAAGCUCAGCGCAAGCACCAGACGACGUUGUUGAAAAAAUCAAUGGGUAUAUUAAAGUCUUCUAGCCUGUACGAGAUCGACGAACGAUCGACAACAAUCAACGUUGCAAUUGGCAACGUUGAAAUGUAUAGUAAUACGAACGAUUAUGUCCCCGCGGACGCGUGGCCUUCCGUUCAUAAGUGCGUUCAAUGGGAUUCCAAUGAGGAUAAGGAUAAGGAGGAAUGGGAUUCCAAUAUAGAUGAAAGCAAACUCAUAAAGGAGUUUUCUUAUCAGUAUAUAAAGCCAAAACAGGCCGAGCGGGCCGAGGAGGCUUGCGGGAAAGUGGUGGAGGAUCGUUCGUUAAAUACGAUCGAAUCUACGAAUCUCGUACAGUCGAGAAUAAGAUCGUUCGAAUCGAACGCGGAAAAUGGUAGUCCCGUUAAGGAGAUGCUUACUAUGCAGGAAGCAUUGAAAGCUUCGCCGGUCGAGACGUCCAUCGAGGCACAUGUUUCGAGAUUGGACUCGUCGAGAAAGACAUCUUCGAUUAUUCGCAGCUUUGCUUUGGGCGAGAAUACGAAAGGAGGAAGUGAUUCUGGCGUUUCGCAACUGAAGAAGGACGGACACGCAAAGCAAGCAUCUACUGACAGCAACAAGUCGGUAAAGGAUCUCUUGGCGGAUUUCGAACGAAAGUCUCAACGGGCCCGUAAAUUGGAGGAAUGCGAGGAAGUUAGGCAUCGAGGAGUUUUCAGCGACACGGAAACCCUUCUCUACGAAACCGGGAGCGACUUUGAUCAGCAAGAUAAGAGCGAAGAACGUGAGGAACAACAACAACAACAACAACAACGGACCGACGAAAUGUUGCUCCCAGAUCAAUCGAACCAGGUGGAAACGUAUUUGAAUACGUUGAAAAUAAAAAAAUCUCUAUCUCAGACGAGACAUAGAAGUAACAAAUCCUCUGUUGGCGAUUUUGAACAAAGAACAGUAGUCGAGGAGUCGUCGUCGUCAUCAUCACCGUCUUCGUCGUCGUCGUCGUCGCCGUCGUCAUCGUCGCCGUCGUCGUCGUCGUCGUCGUCAUCGUCGGCCCAUUGUCGAAUCGUCGAUGGUAAUUCGUGUUGCACCAAGAAAAUACGAGAAUCUGCUACGACGACGAAUCCGGAAUAUCCGUUAACGCACGAGCAAGUCAGAAGAUUUCCCGUCGAGGAAGGCAAAGGCGUCGUUACCGAAGAAGGCGAUUUGUCGAUACAAGAGGAUUUAAUACCGGAGGAACAUUAUCUUCCGAUGUCCCCAAGAAAAGCGAUUUUAGAUCCGAACGAGGAUGACAGGCCCAAUCCGAAAAUGAUGGAAAGUCUUUUCGCUAAUCUAGAGCACGAGGAGAGCUCGUACGUCGAGAUGGCGCAGAACAAUGUAAGCCAUUCGCUCUUGGCUCCUAGGAAGGAAACGAACGAGGAUCGUGAUUCCGGCGAUUAUUCGACUCUGGACACUUCGCAUUACGAAUUUGUCUGCGUUUCCGACAGCAAGAUCGAACCGGUUUACAUGGAAGUUAGCCAGUUAUCGGAGAAGGAAGAGAGAGACGACGAUGGGAUCUCGUCUAAGACGUCGAAGGUACGAAAGAACGAUGAGAUUGGACGCAACGGAACUAAAUCGGAUCUCCCGGACAUUUUGACGGCUUUGAAAUCGGACAGUUCCGACGCCGACGACGAAUCUUCCAAGGAUUUCGAUUCUAUAGAUGCACCGAGACAUCCACGAUUUAGUCUUUCGGAUACAUUCCGACCUGCUUCCUAUUACUUGGGUGCCAGUCGUACGAUGAUAGCCGAAUUGCACGAUUCCUCCGACAGUGAACUCGUCUCCCCGCCUCCCAUUCCUACUUCCCCGCCGCCGUUAGAGGACUUGGAUUCUUUGCAAGAGAUGCAAGAUUCCUUGGAGAUUAAAAAGGUGGCAUCGCCUCAGGUAGCCGUGGUCACUAAGGAAAACGUAACGAGCGUGGAUUCUCCAAAGUCGUGGAACAGAUCGGAUCACGGGGACAGAGAUCAGAGAUCACCGUCGAGGUUAUCCGAGAUGUCGGGUACCAUUAGUUCGACCUUUCGAGACAGUAGGAUGUCGUUGGAGAGCGCAAGCGGUAGCGAUUCGGUUUCGGUAGUAGAGCUUAGAAGUCCGGAAGAGGAAGCGGCGAGGCACAGACAAUUAAAGAGGAGACCAGUCAGCGACGAGGUUUGCGAGGUUUUGGACAGUCUCGAUGAAUUGGAAUCUAUUGAGAGUCGUUUCGAAGUGGAUGGUGCCAGUAUAGAUCUCGAUCGUUAUCUCGAGGAAUUGCAAGCGCGCGAUGCCUUUAACGUGGAUCUCUACGCCAAGGAUUUGAGUUACAACAGUAUUUAUGGUUUCAACGAGAACAUGUUGGUGGUCGACAAGCUACAAAAGACUACUUGUCAAGAUCUUUCGAGGAAAAUUAAGACUUUUAAUUUCGGACAGCCCCUUCGUUACGACAACAGAAACAAGAAGAACGGCUCGGCAAGUAGCCUGCCAUCUAUGAGAGUUUGCGAAGUGCCGCCUGUGCCGUCCCAUCAGCACUCGCAAUCCUACACGGGGGACGCUCAUUACGAGAACAUAUCGAGUUUCUUGCCAUUGAGAAAUUCACCUAGCGUACGUUCGGACCCUUCGAGCGAGCAACGAUCGCGAGACGACAGAGCUACGCUCACGAACGAGGACGAGCCGACAGAGCCAUGCCGUAACAAAAACUCGAGUUGUUCUUUGAGAGCAGCUGAUGGACGAUCCUCGACACGCUCGAUAGCCCCCUUCGAUUCUUCCGCUUAUUCUUCUUCUUCGGGAAAUCAUCUCGGGAACGAUCUCGUCCAAAAUCCAACGCAGACGGCCAAUAAUUCAUCGUACGGCGAGCAAAUGACGUCGAAUCGUUUUCCAAACGUUUUAACCAAUCAUAGAUCAUCUACCACCUCCGAUCACGUUCAGCAUCCAUCUCCGAUCUCCUCGUCAUCGUCGUCGUCGUCGUCGUCGUCAUCAUCGGUAAAAUCCAAUUCAUAUUUAUCGUAUUUAAACGGUCCCGAGGAACGCGUUCAAGGCGAUCAAUCCGGAGCACCGUACUACUACUCGGACCUUCGCGGCACCGUACGAGGUAACAACAACAACAACAACAACGACGAGAGGCCGUCCAUCGUUCACGGUGGUCAUGUCUCGAGGCUGCCGCAAUUGAACAACCAAAGAGACGAUGCGUCGGCUAUGAACAAGAGAAACGACAUCGGUCGUAUAGUGAAUCCAAUAGCUAGGCAAGUUCCCAGACAGAUUCAAGUCGAAGGCAUCGACGAGGCCAGACGCAUUGCCGCAGAGCUCAGGAAAACCACUUGUCGAUUGUUGAGCGACAACAAAGCCGAUUUGGUGGAUAAAAGAAAUUUUUACGAAGCCGACACCCUUCGGAGGGUGAAAUCUAACGAUCCUCUACCAGACGCAUCCUUGACGGAAGUUAGUACGAGAAAUCUUUAUCCCCACGGAUUGCGGGAUAAAACAGCCGACGGGGCCCGUUUGAAUACGACGAACGACACGCAGCCGGACGAGGCGCCUCUCCUCGUUCAAGCUUCGCAUCGGAGAUCUAGAUCGUUAGAGGGACUUUUAGACGACGUUGGCCUUCAAAAUCUCGUCGAACAAAGAAACCGGGCGAAUCGUUUGUUAGCCUUAUCGACUAGGCAAGCCGAGGAACGCGCCCGAAAUCUUUCCGCUCCAGUAGAUUGGUCGCAAACAACUACUUCGAACGAUUUUAACGUCUUGGAUCCUUGGGAACAGGAUUCCCUUUGGCGCGAAAAUCUUCGUAGAGCAAGCUUACGUAACGCCAGAUCAUUGGACAACUUGGAGAGUCAGGACGCUGGAUCAACGGCCGUAGGUUCCUCUUCUUGUCCCGAUGGCAAAACUCGUCCUAAGAUCACGCGAGGUGCUACUUACGUGAACGAUAGCAUGGUGAUGCGAAACGACAACGACUCGUUGUCGACUUUGGAUAGAUCGCGAGUCAAGCGAAGGAUCAACAACAAGCCCGAAGAGCUUGCCGUUCUCGAGACUCGUGAACCGACGAAUUCUCCUCUCAUCUCUUACGGUACUUGGGAUUCUCCGACCGAGGAAGUAUAUAGGAAAGAAUGUCCCCCUAUCGAGGUACAAGACGGUCAUUUUUUAGCGGAAGGCAACCUUCCCUCGACGCGAGCGACGAGGGACUUACGUCCGUCGUCGGAGGCUUGCGUGGCGAGUCGCCCCGCGAAUUUUGCCACGAGUUCAGCCUCGUUCGAGCUGGAUCGCGAAAAGUUACGACAAUGGGACCUACUGUCGAGCGCCUGCUUGCUCCAGGAACAGCAGCAAAGUACUACGAGGACAGUGGAGUCGGGGCGAGGGUUGCCAAUUGUCGAUCGUUUUGGACUUGUCAUCGAUUCGAAGAAUAUGCCCGUGACUACUACCAUUUCGACGACGACGACGACGACGACGACGACGACGACGACGACGACGACGACUACGACGACUACGACGACGACGACGACGACGACGACGACGACGACAUUGAUGACAUUGACGACAACGACGAGCAGCAAUGCCGGCGACGUGACUGUCGCGGAGGCAUUGAAGAUUACGAUAUCGGAAACUAUCGAUAAUAAGAGCGAUCCAACGUCGUUUCUUAAGGAACGUCAUCGAAGCUCGACGGCUUCCUUGGAGGCAUCAAAAAGACGAGAAGCGAUCGAGACGAUAGACUCGCGUAACCGGGCUCCAGCAUCCGGAUCUGGAUCGGUAAUAGGAAGAGAUCCACUUCCGCCGAGAGCAGUUAGCACGUCUCAUUUGCCCGAAAGAACUCUAACUCAGCCACCGGCUGUGGAAUCGACGUUGUCAUCGACCUUACCAUUGCCGCGAAGCACCAGUGGUCAUUGUCAGCAGCAUUUUUCUAUUCAUCGAUCGAGUUCGCAGGAACAGCAACAGCAACAAGAACAGCAACAAUUGCAGGCUGUCGAAUCGCAAAUUUUACGGGCCUCUAGUAACGGGGAUAUUGGAACUAGUCUAGCACAAACUAGUAACAAUGAAAUGAGGAAUUUAAAAAUGUCAUCGCUGAAUGGUCAUCCGGCUCAAAGAUUGCACUCGUCUACCGGACAUUUAAGAGUAAUGGAUUUGAGCGAACAUCGAAUUUCCAGUCCGAGCGAUAAUGAAAUUCAAGUUCACAGUCCAAUCGAAAGGAAAGUCAUUGGCUCGAUUGGUAUAGACGUGAACCGAGGUGGUGGUAGUGGUGUAAACAUCAGAGGGAAUCAACGGAUACGCGAGAGCACGGAACUACUUCACAAAAGGAGCAACGUUAAUUUGGCCUACCAAAGAAGAAUAGCUGGUGGUUCACCGACAGCAACAGCAACAGCAACAGCGGCGGCAACGGCAACGGCAACGGCAACGGCAACGGCGGCGACGGCGACGGCGACAGCGACGUCGACGCCGACGAUCACUCCAACGCCAACUCCAACUCCAACGUUAACUCCGACGCUAACACCCACACAAAUUGGAACGAAUGAUCUUGUUCGGGUCUCUGCUGGUGAACUCCUCGGAAGGACGCACGAAGAACUGGUUCUGUUGCUUAUUCAACUACGUAGGCAGAACGCGACCCUUCUCAAGGCCAUGGACAAUUGUAACAUGGAAAUUGAGGCUCAGGCAAGAUUGACAGAAUUGGACACACCAAGGCGUUUGGAGAAUCUUCAAAAACUCGAAGAGUUAAAGAGACACCUAAUGAAUCUUGAAAAGCAGUACGAGAAAGGGAAGCCUCUGAUAAAUCUCGUCGACAACAUGGUCAAGCUGGGCUCUUUAUACAAUCGUAAUACCGCCAAUGGAAGUAGCAGCAUAACAUCUUCUCGUAACGAUUUAUUCCAAGAGAAUACGAAAAAUCAUCGCGAUCGUUUGGAAUUUAAUCAAAGAGUACAAGAACAACGUUUGCUGGCCGAAGAACGCAGAGAUUGGAAUAGACUCAGUCCAGAUCAUGGACAAUUGCAGGCCAAGGUGCAGCAGUUGUACAAACUGGACCGAUUACUUCAGGAAGAGUCAGGUACCCUUCAUAGCCUUCAACAGGACAAGGAAAUUCUAGAAAAAGCUCUUGGAGGCUUGCGACAUAAAUUGCAAGGCAGCAGAAGCAACUUGAUUGAAGCAGAACACUACAGGAAGCAACAACUUUUAUUGGAACGCGAAUUGAGCAGAGUCAGAGUACUAUUGGCACACAAUUCCAAGGUAAAGCCGGUAUUCUCAGGUCAGAAACUGGAAGAAACCGUAGCAGAAAAUGCCAGAUUAGAGCAAGAUUUGGUAGUCCUAAGGCAAAAAUUGCAAGCUUCUAAAAGAUACGCUGGUAAUAUGAGUAGAGACCCAUCAGGUACAACGGCUCCUUUGGAAAUGGAAUUGAGAAGAGUUCAACAAUUGGUUGGUGAUCUUCAAAGGCAGAGAAAAGAGCUCAGUGUUCAGGUUCAACAGCUCACCGAAAAGUCUCACAGUUUGGUACAACAAAUUCGGCCACAACCAUCUCCUGCUCCGCCUGUUCAUCAUUCAAAGAAACGCAAUCAAAACUCUUGGCUGGAAACCGAUUUAGAUUCCGGGAUUACUCUUGAUCACGGCCUUGGCUCACCGGUGAGCCCGUCACUGUUAUCCUCGGCACAUGGAAAACAAAACCUGGAGAGCCCUUAUCGUCGAUACGCGUCACCAACGCAACACAAGAAGUCACCAUCGCCAAAUCAGCAACACGUCGAACAAUCUUCUGUACAAAGCUCGCAUAACCAUAUCUCGAGCUUGUCACCGCAAUUACGGGAACAAAUUCAGCAACAUCAAUUGAAGCAACAAUUGCUGAAAGAUCAAAUGCAGGGAAAGGGCAGUUUGAUCCAGAUUAAUGUUUCCCCAUUGUACGUCAAUACCGAAUCCAGAAUUCAAGAUACAAGCAAAAGCAACGAAAGUGGGAACCAAACGAAUAGUGGUGGGCCAAAUAUUUUACCGGAAUACAUUCCACCACCACCGAUUCAUCCUUUUAAUGAAGAAACAUCUUUAACGAAUGACAAUUACAAGCAAAACGAAGAUAACAAAUUUGCAGGUUUGUUGCACAAUCGAGAGAAGCAAGAAAUAAAGACCGUCAGAAUAGUUAAACGGGAAUCCGAGAGACGUCAAAGGGAUCGAGGAGAUAGAACUGGUAAUAUUGGAAUUCCAUUAACGAACGGACUUCAAGCGCCUGGCGUAGCGAAAAGGUUGUCCGACGAUGACGUUGGUGGUACACAGAAAUUCGAAAAGCCCCAGUUGGGUAAAGUCGUUGAAGAAGUACCGAUCGUUCACGCUCAAAGUACUGUACACCUGACCGAGCUUGACGACGUACAAUUCCAAAGAAGUAUGUCUCUUCCACGAGGAUUUGGUGGUCAGCGACAUCAGCCGAGUGUUCAUCAUGUUCCUGUUGCUCCACCACCUCGUAGCGAUAGCAUGCACGCUCUUAGAACAAUCAUGAUGCGAAGACACAAAGUUAAGUUUGAAAAUCACGACGGAAGCUCCGAUAGUACAUUGUCACCGUACAUCGAUAGCCCUACGUCGAGUUCGCAGAUGCCAAUUAGCACGUCAAACUACUCAACGAGUCCACCUUAUAGCCCAAGCCAUCAGAAUUAUCAUCCUGGACAAUCGAUAUCGAAAGGAUUCAAUCAACAACAACAACAACAACAACAACGAUACUACUCGCCGCACCCGCAAUACGGACAAUACGAGAAUUUCACAUCAUUCGCAAAAAACUCAAUAGCAUUGAGCCCAGAACCGAUCUCUCUUAACAAUCUCGGUGGCGUACCUCCAGAUAGGCCGACAUUUGGGUCGAUCGUUAAUGUGAAUAGCGCCUCGGAUUCCCCACAAUUGUCGCCUGUAUUCAAGAGCGAGGCCGCAAAGCAGAUCAUUAAAGAGAUGACUGAGAGAAAAGUCGACGGACCCAGAAGAAGACAGGUUCCGAAAGAAAAGAGAAGACACUACACCGUUUCUAGUAGCAAACCCGUUCUAGAUCUCGAGGACAGCUUCUCCAGGAUGGGUAUGGGUAGAGCAAGAGACGACUUGGACAUGGAACAGGCUCUCAGACCUAGGAUCAAUGCUCCGGACGUAGUAAGAUCGACUUUGAGUCACAAGGAGCUGAAAUAUAAUGAGAGUACGAUCGAUCAACUGUUGGGCACUCCAAAUAAAAUCGUCAUUCCUGAACGUUAUAUACCUGAACAGACGCCAGAAUUAACGGCGGAGGAGCAAGAGCAACGUUUGAAGAAAGCGGAGGCCAUAAGGAAGAUGCUUUCUGAAACGACUGUUACUGCACCCGAUGGAACCGACGACGACAUCGAUCUCGAUAAAUCGGACACGUUGAAAAGAAAAGUAGUCGAGGAGAAACGACAAAGAGAACACAUUCUUCAGCUCAAUCAAAUUCUUGCGAAGCAAGUGAUGGAGAAAAGUAAAAUGGUGGCCGUCAAGGCACUGGCUACGCUUCCAUUGAAGACUGAAUCGAGUAUAGACGACGAAGACCUCUCUCCUGUCACACCGUUGCCGCUCUAUCAGCAAAGAGAAAACUAUUACUCCUAAAUACAUCUGGAUGAAAAAUCUGGAUAUAUCGUUUCUUUAUGCUCACAACGAUAACGAAAAUGGAGAAUUUCUGCUCGUCGAUGAAGAAGAGAAAGAGAAACGGGAAGAAAAAGAAAAAGAGAAGAAGAAGAAGAAGAAGAAGAAGAAGAAACAGAUGCACAAUCAUUAUACUACUGCCAAUGAAACGCGCGAAACAAAGAACAUCGUUACGAUGGAAAUUAUAAGAGAAUACAAUAAAUAAGAAGGAAAAAGAAAAAUAAUGUCUGAGAUUCGUUGAGAUCGACGAUCGAACGAAAUGUGUUUUCUAUUUUUUUCUUUUUUUUUCUAUUUUUUGAUUUAUUUCUUUAAUAACAUUAAUAUUAUAUAAAAAAUGAUAGUGUCGAUGUACGAAACACCAUUAAAAUAUGUAAUUUAGAAUAUCAGUAUGGGACCGCGGCGAAAUGAUAGCUAAGAAAUAAAUAAAUGGAAAAUAAUAAAAUGCGUACGUCGAACGAGCUUUUCGGCGAGCUUAGAUAAUUAGCAAUAAUCGUAGGUAUUAAGGUACAAUAAUCGCACAACAUACUUCUCUUUGGGAAUAAAUCGGAACGAGAUAUUUGUAGUUGCCAUAAAAAUAUAUACUCGUAUAUUGAAUUUCCCGUAGGAUUCUUCAAAGAGGAAAAUGUUUCAUUUCAAAUCAAACAUCGUUGCGUUUCGUUCAUAUCUACAAUACAACGCCAUCGAAUUGAUCGUACAAAUCGAAUUGAUUUCUUCAUUCGCGACAGGACGUUUAGUAUAAAUAAAAACAAUAUCCCAAGAAAAAGAAAACGAUAAAACGGAGUGCCAAAAGUCAGUAGUGCGAUUAAAGCGAGGGUGCUACGAUAUUAUUGUCAAUUACAGAUAAAUCGUAAUUGCGUUAGCGCAGAAACGAAAAAUCAUUGGCGAAGACAUUUGAAUAAUAAAAAAAAAUAUGUCGAGCCUCUCUCUGCCAAGGUUCUUUUUAUAAGCGCGUUAUUAUAAUACUAUAUACGUACAUACGUGCGCGCGCGUAUGUGUGUUGGAUAUGUACGCAUGUAUGUAUGUAUACACACAUAUAGGGAUACAUUAUAUAUAAAUAUAUACAGAGGCGUACAUUUUCUCUGUGCAAACGUGUAUUAUUCUGACGCGACUGUACAUAACAAGACUAUUAGAUACGCAAGUGCGUAGCAGGUGUGAAUUUGUGUGUGUGUGUAUAUAUAUAUAUUAUAUGUACACACACACACACACACACACAUAAUAUUAAAUAUAAAAUAAAAUAGAUAAGAAAAAAAAGGCCCCUUGAAAAGUACGGCCCUAAAUUUGAUGAAAAGAGCAAAAAGAUGUUCCUUCGUCGAUGUGCUGACCUUCCGUCGACGCUGAUGGAUAUUCGCGAGUUUUAUCGUUUGGUUAGAUGGCACUUUAAUAGAUACAUACAUAUGUUAAAUCGACGGUGCGAGACUUCUUAUAUUACGUAUGUAUUACACGUAAGGUAACCGAGAUCUUUAUUGGAGGGCUCGUUAAAUAGUCAUUGCGUCAAACGCGGUAUACGAGAAGCGAAACAUGUGUAUCCGAUUACCGUGACUGCAAAAGAAACAAAUCACUGUUAUUGUUAUAUCGAUGAAAUAAAAUUAAUACGAUGAAUUAA